Messenger RNA from Monoraphidium neglectum, 624 nucleotides. RefSeq lists its product as hypothetical. Lineage: Eukaryota; Viridiplantae; Chlorophyta; Chlorophyceae; Sphaeropleales; Selenastraceae. Gene Ontology annotation, molecular function: S-adenosylmethionine-dependent methyltransferase activity. The transcript has 2 exons. Bases 1 to 624 code for a protein of 207 amino acids. The record is from RefSeq and is a predicted model, not a curated record.
AUGGCCUUGUUGGGCGCGUCACACGUGACGGUGGUUGACGCGUCCCCCGCGAACGCCUCUUGGGGCUCCCGCCUCGCGGCCGCCGCGGGCGUCGCCGGCCGCGUGGGUUACGUCGUGGGUGACGUCACGGAGCUGACUAAGGAGCAGGAGGAAGCUGCUGGGGCAGCCGACCUGGCGGUGAUGGAGCUGGGGGUGCUGCACUACUUCCUGGAUCUCAAUCCUCUGUUCGCCCUGGCUUUCCGACUUCUGCGCCCCUCUGCCGGGGCGACCCUGGUUCUGAGGGAGUUCCACCCCAUCUCAACCAAGCUGCUGCAGAAGCCCGGCGCCUCCAAAAAAUGGAAGCUGGCAGGAAGCUACUUCGAUUGCGACCUGGCGACAUCGGCUGUCGCCUACUCAAAGCACAAUUCAAAUGAGGGCGCAGGGGCGAGUGGAAACGGCAGCGGCGACGGCGGCGCGGCGGAGGGGCCGGCGGGCACGCUGCUGCGGCGGUGGACUCUGGGGGAGGUCGUUACUGCUGCGGCGGCGGCGGGGUUUGUGGUGGUGCGGUUGGAAGAAGAGCCCGGGGUGCGACUGGCGGACGCGGGGAUACCAAAGCUCUUCACGCUGGUGGCCCGGCGGCCCUGA